Messenger RNA from Paramuricea clavata, 1026 nucleotides. NCBI's taxonomy places the organism in Eukaryota, Metazoa, Cnidaria, Anthozoa, Malacalcyonacea, Plexauridae. The record is from the annotation of a GenBank genome assembly.
AUGCUGUUGGGUUUUGUUGGAUUUGUUGGAUCUGUUGUGCUGUUGGGUUUUGUUGGGUCUGUUGUGCUGUUGGGUUUGUUAGAUCUGUUGGGUCUGUUGGAUCUCUUGGGUUUGUUGGGUCUGUUCAAUCUGUUGGGUUUGUUGGGUCUGUGGGUUUGUUGGAUUUGUUGGGUUUGUUGGAUCUGUUGUGUUGUUAGGUUUUGUUGGGUCUGUUAUUUUCUUGGGUUUGUUGGAUCUGUUGUGCUGUUGGGUUUGUUAGGUCUGUUGGGUCUCUUGGAUCUCUUGGGUUUGUCAGGUCUGUUCGAUCUGUUGGGUCUGUUGGGUUUGUUGGGUCUGUUGGGUUUGUUGGAUCUGUUGGGUUUGUUAGAGCUGUUGGAUCUGUUGGGUUUAAUGGAUCUGUUGGGUUUGUUGGAUUUGUUGGGUUUGUUGGAUCUGUUGUGCUGUUAGGUUUUGUUGGGUCUGUUAUUUUGUUGGGUUUGUUGGAUCUGUUGUGCCGUUGGGUUUGUUGGAUUUGUGGGAUCUGUUGGAUUUGUUGAGUUUGUUGGAACUAUUGGGUUUGUUGGAUCUGUUGUGCUGUUAGGUUUUGUUGACUUUUUGGAUCUGUUGUGCUGUUGGGUUUGUUGGAUCUGUUGGGUUUGUUGGAUCUGUUGGCUCUGUUGGGUCUGUUGGAUCUGUUGGGUUUGUUGGAUUUGUGGGAUCUGUUGGAUUUGUUGAGUUUGUUGGAUCUGUUGGGUUUGUUGGAUCUGUUGUGCUGUUAGGUUUUUUUUGACUUUUUGGUUCUGUUGUGCUGUUGGGUUUGUUGGAUCUGUUGGGUUUGUUGGAUCUGUUGUGCUGUUAGGUUUUGUUGGAUCUGUUGGGUUUGUUGGAUCUGUUGGGUUUGUUGGAUCUGUUGGGUUUGUUGGAUCUCUUGGGUUUGUUGGAUUUGUUGGAUCUGUUGUGCUGUUAGGUUUUGUUGGGUCUGUUGUUUUGUUGGAUCUGUUGGAUUUGUUGGAUUUGUUGCAUCUAUUGGGUUUGUUGGAUCUGUAG